Mesorhabditis spiculigera is the source of this 933-nucleotide messenger RNA. The record is from the annotation of a GenBank genome assembly. NCBI's taxonomy places the organism in Eukaryota, Metazoa, Nematoda, Chromadorea, Rhabditida, Rhabditidae.
AUGAGGGCCACGCAGACCUUUGUUUUUGCCAUGCUACAGCAUGGCCUGAUGGCGGUGAGGUCGACAAUAGCAAUUGCCCCGCUCGAGAUCCAUGGCAAGACGCCGUGCUGUAUUGACCGGCUGACGACGCUGGCCUGCUCGAGGUUGGCAGCGACAAGAAAGCGCUACUUCGACCAACAAUGCGCAAACAAUGCCGACUUUGCGUUUAUCCAGUGCUGCGCAAGUUGUUUCUCCAAAAAGACGCGCGGCGGGAAGCGGGCUUACGAUAUUUCUGCUAAAAAGUUGUUGCUCGACCCGUAUAGCACGACUUGCACGGAUCGAAGGGGACCGACGUGGUGUCACAAGAUUUUGUCAAAGCAAGACACCGCGUACGGCGUCAACACCGAAGUCUCGCACUCCUGCAAAUCUUUCCCAUUCGCGUUUCGCGAAUGUCGACAGAGCUGCGGAUUCUGCUCUUCCGGUCAGAUCGGAAGUCGACUCAAGUACAACUACACGAUCGCCACUGAUCCUAAAAGAUGCACCUCAAAAAUCUAUUACGCGCUAGACACGGACGCGCAGCCAACGCCUACGAUUCGAAUGCCAAUGGGACCAAGAACCACUACUAAAAUCGCAGAAGAAGUCCCCGAAAUCGAGCCCACUACCCCAACUUCUCCUGAUGACGAGAUGCCAACCCUCGAAGGCCCAGAACCUUCCGAAGCUGAGGUCAUCGAGAAGUUGCUCUCGUUGCUCACCAUUAACCCGGAAGAGCCCAUGACCGAAGUUCUGAACGUAACUGCCAGCGAGGAACCGGAGCAGUCGCCGGAGACUACUACAGUUUUCGACCCCCUCGCCCAUCUCGACCUCGACCGGCGGCGAAAGAAGCACAAGGGCUAUUUUAUCGCCGAAAUCACCGAGAACGAUCUCACCUACGCGGGCCCAAGGGAGCCCGAAUUU